UGUUUUGUCAAAUCUACGUAUUGAACACUGAUAGAAUUGAAAUUGCUAACUAAACACGUAUUAAUCGUUAAAAUAGUUAUAUUGUAGUACUCACGCGACUUAUUCACAAAUUAUUUGCAAAUAAAUGUCACUAUCCAAUCACUGGAUGGCACUUUGAAAUUAGCGAUCGAAGUUGACAAUUGAGACAAAUGUCUACAGGAGGCAGUGGAGCUGUAUUUUUCCUCGGAACUAGAGCUCAUUAUCAGGUCCUCCAACGGCCCGAAAAUCGUUUCGAUUUGGAUAACGGCAACGAAUCAACGGAGUCCAUCUAUCAGAAUCGUUCGGCGCAAGAGCUGUGGCCUGAGGGUAAGAUGAAGGAUUCGGACAACAAGAACCGCGUUAAAGAAUGCAAUUGGAGCUACGAAAACGAAGUUAACGUGUCCGAUGAGAAAUUAAGAGAGGAAAACACAGGCAAUGGAAUCAUAAGUCGUUCGAUGCGACGCGAAAGCGAGACGGCCUCUUGUGAAAAGGACAACGAUAUUAAGCCUGCCUUGUUGAACAUCGAUCCAGAUAGUGCGUCGUCUCCGAAGCCGCGUCGGCGUCGUCACUUCCUGUCGCUGCUGUCGUCGCUGACGCGACGCAAGCGACGCCACGACGCUGACGAGACCCAAUACCUGCGCCACAUCGAAAGCGCGCUGAUGACCUGCACGUACAAGGAGUCCUGUCGCUGUCUCGACUGUCAGAGCCGUUACUUCGAGUGUGACGAGAGCGAGGAUUACUCGUCGGACGACAGCGACUAUUACCCUCAGCAGAUCCUCCCUCCAGCGCCGCAGCCGAUGCAGCAGGAGGAAGAUGACGAGGUAUUUGUCGACACGGCUCCAAGCGAUAACACCUCAACCGACAUGCUUCUCGAGAAAGAGAAGGCAUCGAUAUCUUCGGAGGAAGUCGACGAGUCGGAGGAGGAUAACAUGCAUCUGGAAGUGGCGGCCGGAACGCCAAUUCUUCUCAACUAUUUACUGACACAUCCGAUAACGUGUGCCAUACAGUAGUUGACUCGCCCCUCAAACAGCUGGUGGGUCAGCGAAUCUCAAACUUUCGAAUCGAUUUUAGUCGAUUAUUUUCAAACUAAAAUCGAUUAACAAACAAGACAAGAUUAACAAUCAACAAUUGUUCGUAUUAAGCUGUUUAAGAUGAUUCGCGUUGAUUUAAAUGGAUUACGCUUAGAUGUUGCACUAAUAGCUUUAUGGCUGGCGAUAAUUUAUUCACUCAAAUCAUAGAAAUUGGGAAACUGUAAAUGCUUGUCUUUUUUUUCCUACCUAUGCUGAUAGCCUUGAGAGGCUAUAUCAGCGUUACUCUAGCAUGUAGGUGAGCUCACGGGGCUCAA
Bombyx mandarina (wild silkworm) is the source of this 1363-nucleotide messenger RNA. RefSeq lists its product as uncharacterized. NCBI's taxonomy places the organism in Eukaryota, Metazoa, Arthropoda, Insecta, Lepidoptera, Bombycidae. The record is from RefSeq and is a predicted model, not a curated record.